Stegostoma tigrinum is the source of this 7325-nucleotide messenger RNA. Its product is annotated as ALS2 C-terminal-like protein. Lineage: Eukaryota; Metazoa; Chordata; Chondrichthyes; Orectolobiformes; Stegostomatidae. The record is from RefSeq and is a predicted model, not a curated record. The transcript has 27 exons. The coding region runs from base 176 to 3199 and encodes 1007 amino acids.
GUUUACACCACACAUGAUUAAUCCUGGUUUCACAACCUCAGUUUGCUCUCUGACAGAGCUCUGAAUGAGCCUUGUUUAAAUAAGGCCAACUGAGACAACAUACCAAUAUCAGUAAGCACUUCUGAAAAAAUCUGCAGAGGAAGAUGGACGUUCUAAUAUUUAGUUGAGGCACAGAAUGGAGCCAAAUCGCCCAGUCCAGCAGACUGAUCCAGAUGCACUGCUACAGAGAGCCAAACUUUCUAGAAAUUGGAAUACACCUUUUUCAAAGUCAGCAUCAAGCUCCAGAACAAUCCUUAACUUGGGGCCAGAAAUUAAGGAGAAAUGCCAAAGAGAAGCUGCCUAUCUGUUCAAGCUGGAGCAGUCCUUCAAGAAUUCACUGACUGACCUGAAAACUCACAUUCUAAUGCCUCUUGUCAAGGCUGAAACUUCUGAUCAAAAGAGCCAGCCACAGUUGAAAGACGCUCUCCUUGUCUUGGAGGAGAGUCUGGAAGCUCUCUACAAUGAAUCAGAAGAACACUGUUUGCAUCUCGCUGAUACUUUGGACACAUUGACCCGAAAGGAGCUCUACCUACUUGUAAAUACACAACGGCUCAAGGAAGUUUACAUUUGGUACUUUACAGCAUUCACAAACUAUGUUGUUCUCUGUGGCUUUGAAAACAUUGCGAAACAAACAAGGUACGAGUUCAGGGGAAAAAGUGAAUAUUGGAAAAAGAACAAGAAAAGUUUGAAAGGAUUUCACCUCGAUUUGUCCUCAAAUACCUCGCUUUCUAUGAGCCUGCACAGAGUCUUCCAUGAAUCCAUACGUCUCCAGGUCCAGAAGUACAUCGAUGUGCUCCGGAAACUCAGUUGGGGCUUGCAAAAGAAUCCAGAGACAAAGCCCAUUACUGAUGCACUUGCAACCUUCAUAGAUCUGGACAAAUGGAUCCGCCAGUCUCUGGAUGUGGCAACUUUGACUAAGACCCUGUGGAAUUCACUUGGAAGCAAAUUAACAGAGCUUUUGUUUCUUCCAGAGCGGCGCCUGAGGGAAGACAGCAAAAAUAUCCCACUGACCUGCCCAGAUGGCAGGCUUUUGCUGUUCGAUGAUAGCCUUGUUUUUAUUCAGGGUUCUGAAAGUAGCAUCUACAAGCUUGACACACUGUGGGUGGAUGACAGUAGUUCUGAAGGAAAUCAAUUGAAGAUAAUUGUUCCAGAGGAAGAGUUUACAUUCACCAUUCAAGAUUUCCAGGAUAAGAUGGUAUGGUUUUGGAAGCUGAACCAAGCUAUUCGGCAGCACUUAGCUGGCAAACUGGAUUUCCCUUUAUGGGGUGAAGAAGGCGCAGGGGAUUCAUACAACAUGCCUGUUUGUCGUUUUGCUGCCUAUACUUUUAACAACAGCCCUCGAUUUAAGGAUGCAAUCUAUGAAGGGGACUGGUAUAAGGGAAAGCCCCACGGCAGUGGAAUCAUGAAAUGGCCAGAUGGACGGAAUUAUGCUGGAAAUUAUGAAGAUGGUCAGGAACAUGGUUUUGGUGUGUAUGUUGUUCCUGGAGGGCCAGAGAUCUUUGAUUGUUAUAAGUGUCACUGGAAAAGUGGGAAAAUGCAUGGCUAUGGCAUCUGUGAGUAUGGAAAUGGAAUGACCUACAAAGGCUAUUUUCAAGACAACCAACGUCAUGGAUUUGGAAUUCUACACAGCUCUCGACUGGAAAAUCUUCCCUUUAAGUAUGUGGGACAUUGGGAGAAUGAUAAAAAAAGCGGAUAUGGAGUAUUUGAUGAUCUUGACAGGGGAGAGAGGUACAUUGGCACAUGGCUGGAAGAUUGUAAGCAUGGGAAUGGUAUCGUAAUUACCCAGUCAGGACUGUGCUAUGAGGGAAACUUCCAAAACAACAAGUUAGCGGGGCCUGGAACAAUUCUGUCAGAGGAUGAUUCUGCCUAUGAAGGAGAGUUCACAGAAGAGCUGCUUCUAACUGGAAAGGGAAAGCUCACCUUUAGUAAUGGAUACAUGAUAGAAGGAUUAUUCAGCAACAAAUGGGGAAGUGGUUUGAAGACCAAUGGAACAUUCUGCAAACCCACAGAAGAACUAAAUCCUUUGAUCACCAGCAAAAUGCAAUUGGGCAGCCACAUAACCCCAGCUAAAGAUCGAUGGCAGGGCAUCUAUGACCAAUUUAGUGAUUUCCUUCGUUCUGGCUCUGAUGAAACUUCAAUGGAAUCCUUCCUUGGGUUUUACUCAAAGAACAGAGAACGACGGAAAGCUCUGAAGAGCAGGGCAAUUACCACAGAAGUGGAAAGUGCCAUGGAACAUGCCAAUGAAGAUCUGCUAGAUUUUUUGUCUUGCAGCAGAUCAAAUGCUACCAGACCUGAGAAACUGCCACCAAACCAAUGUAACUUGGCUGAGGGGAAAGAGUUGAAGGAGUACCUGAGUGAGGUCUUUGUGUCAACUCGUCAUCCUCUUGGAAAACUACUCCAGACAUUAAUUCUGGUUUUUCAGGACACGUAUUCUGGGAUCUGUAUGCACAAACGGUUACUCUCAAUGGCACAGCAGGAAGUUGUAUCACAUGCUAAGAAACUCUUUGAGUUAGCAAGGUAUUUCUUACCCAAGUCAAUGGUGAAUGACCAUUCCUCCACUGAAGGUCAAUUAAGAGAUAAUUUAAAUGCUUACACAGUGACACUUCCCCUGAUCUUGCCACGGUUCUACCCUGAACUCUUCAUGCUGUAUAUGCUGUACCAUGAGACAGAAGAUUCACUGUACUGGAAGGGAAUACUACAUCUGGAACUCCUCUCUGACACCAAGCUGCUGGAAUUUCUUGAAGUACAAAAAGACUUGUGGCCUCUUCAAGAUAUCCAUCUGACAAGCAAACAGAGAAUCUCUGUUGUGAAAGAUGUCUGCUUCACUUCUGCCAUCUUAUGUUUCCAAAAGAUAAGUACUACAGCAGACCCUCAGGAAAAGCUGAACACCAUCAUGAAAACGUAUCAUGAAAUUGAGGGCACAGUGACUCGAGUGCUAAAGAGGCAAUACAGUCUCUCCAUGGAUGACCUACUACCGUUGCUUGUUUAUGUGGUUUCUAGGGCAAGAAUCUUGCAUUUGGGUGCAGAACUCCACUUGAUACGAGACAUGAUGGAUCCUUCCACUGAGGGCGGAGUGAAUGACUUCUUGCUCACUGCUCUUGAUUCUUGCUAUCAGCACAUUCAAAAAGAGGAAGUACGGUCCAGGAGUUUGCCUAAAUAAUGUCUUACAACACAAAAAAGAAUAUUUCAACCAAGGAAUGCAAAAUGAACAACACUACAGAAAUAUUAAAGAGUGUGCAAUUGAAUGCAAUUGUAGGAGAGCAUUUCCUUCACUACCACUUCAUAUAAACUGCAAAAUAAAUCAGACAAAAUCUAACCUACUACUGCAAGAUCCCUCAAACUUGAAGCAAAUUUAAGCUUCAAGCGAUUUCUCGUUAACAACAGAGAAGACUUGCAAAAUGUUUUGCACAUCUGUAAGUAGAAGCUGGGGAAAGGUUACCAAAAAAGAAAGGCGCGAGAUCACAGGAACAAAUAAAGCAAUAAUUACUUCAAAAUAGCAAAAUUACGGUUUUCUAUUAUAAUUUGUGAGAAGAUUUUUCAGCAUCUAACAAUGAAUUAGUGUCAACUCCAGUGCUUCAGGAGGAAUGAGUAAUGUGUGACCUGAUUAGUAAAUUACAUGGAUUGCUAUUGAAAAAAUAAACUGGCUCACUAUUAUGCUUCAGAGAAGGAUACCUGUUUCCUUGCUCAGCAUGUCUCAAAUAAAAUUCCAACUGCAUGAAACUAAAGAAAAGUUAGAAAAGCCCAGAACAAGACCAUUCAGCCCAAUGUCUCUUAAAAUCUUAUUCAACUUUCUAGCACGUAAUUUGUAACCUUGCAGGUUGAGUGAUUCUGCCUCCACCAUCAAACCAGACAGCAAAUUCUGGAUGGAAACAUUUUUUUGAGUGACCCCUCUAAUCCUUCUACCAAUUAUUUUAAAUAUGGGCACCCACGGUCGAUCUGUAAGUGACCCUGAAAAUAUGGUGGGUAAUAAAGGGCGCACAACUAGAAGUUGGAAUAAACUCUAACUCUACCAGCUUCCUGAGAACUAGUAAAUAGAACACAUGAGAUCAUGAGACAUUGAGGCAGAAGUGGGCCAUUCAGCCCAUCAGGUCAGUUCUGCCAUUCAAUGAGACCAUGGAUAAUCUUAAAUCAAUUUUCCUGGCUUUUUCCCAUGAGCCUUGAAUAUACUUAACAACCUAGCCUCAGCAACCCUCUACCUUAAAGAAUUCCACAGAAUCACUUCCCUCUGGGAGAAGGAAUUCGUCCUUAUCUCUGCCUUAAAUAUUCAACCCUUCCUCUGAGAUUAUACCCUCUGGUCCUAGACUCUCCCACAUGAAGAAACAACCUUUCAGCAUUGACCCUGUGAAGCCCACUAAAAAUCUCAUAUGUUUCAAUGAGGUUUUCCCUAAAUCUUAUAAACUCCAAUGAGUAUAGCCCCAACCUACUUAAUCUUUCCUCAUAAAAUAAUCUCUCCAUACUCAGAUUAACCUACUGAACCUUCUCUGGAGUGUCUCCAAUGCCAGUAAAUCUUUCCUUAGGUAAAAGACCAAAACUCCUCACAAUAUUCCAGGUGUAGUUUGACUGUUUUCUAAUUGAAAGUGCAAUUUGCAGGCUGCAGAAGAAAAGUGUGUUGUUACAUGCAAACAAUAUGGAAUAUUAGGCCAAUGGUGCACAGGAACUGUGAUAUAAUCCUGAAUAGCAGUGAAGAAUGCAGUCAAGUUCAUUAAUUAAAGAUCCGUUGAAUUCUUUGUGAAUUUUGUUUCAUUUAUGCAUAAUAGAUUAUAAUGAUUUGUAUAAUGAUGUCUGAACUCACCAAUUGAGUCAGAAUCCUAAAUAGCUUUGACGAAAGGGAAUUGUGUUAAAGUUGCUGUUCAUUUGUCAUUUUAUUUCUAAGAUGAUUGCACAUGAUGGAAGGACAAUGGAUGUUUCAGCACAGGUAUCAAAAUUUGCAAAAGGUAAACAAGGGUAAAUUUAGGGGCACAGGUUUGAGUGUGAGGGAGAUAAGUAGGUCUAGUGGCAAUACUGUGAUCCGAUCAAAUUAAGAUAGUUCGUAUUCAUCUUCUGAGAAAACAAAAGCAAAGUACAUGUUUAAUUGCUAUACCGUUUCAUUGUUCUGCAUUACCAAUUCUCUGAAUUCAGACUACAAGUGGCCAACAUUUGUCUACACUAAUCUUCUUUGCACGUACCUGUAGAAGCUCUUACAGUCUGCUUUUAUGUUUCUUAAAAGUUUCCUCUCAAACUCAUAUUUUUCACCUUUUAAUCAACUUCUAGGCCCUCCAAUUCAUGAAUUCCAAACUGCUUCCAGUACUUAGGCUUGUUACUUUUUUGAGUUUUUUCAUAUGAUUCUCCUUUAGAGCUAAAUUCUCCUUUUUUUUUAGUCAUGGUUGGGUGACUUAAGCUAUUGUAUACAAAUGUGAAAUAAAUAUAAAACAGACAUUGGGGCGCAUUGUGGGCACUCAAGAUACUGAUGGAUCCCAGAAUUGUAAAGCAGUAGGAAACAGAAACUUGUAUUAGGGAUUACUGGAAGGCUACAGCUUGGAUGGUUAUUCCUUUGCCUCUCCUUAUGUCUUGUGCUGUUGGUCCUAAACCUUUGCGUAAUUUUUGCAGUUUAAAAGUGGGUUUACGUUGGGCUCUUCUGAACUUUGGAAAACUCAACCUGUGCUCUUCUGUGAUUUGCAAAAUGCACACCUGAACUACGUGUGACUUUACAAGGAAUUUUCACCUUUUCACACUGGAGUCAGUCUCAGUGUUUAUUUUGCAAGCCUUGAUAAAAUGCGUAGGUAUAGAGUCAGACUAAUUAGAAGGGUCAUCUUGAUUCUCCAGUACAUUAACCCAGCUUCAAACAUUCUUUAAUCUGAACGAUUCUUCCAUCCCUCAAGUCGCCUUACACUUCCCAUGUCAGUUACAUUCUGCCAUGUAUCCUCAACUUCUCUGAAGUAUAUUUCAUAGACACAUGCCCAGUAUCCACCAUAUACAGUUCUUAGAACACAUGCAAUAACAGUGAGAAUUACCUUGAAAUAUUGUUUAGAUGUUUGAUCUAGGCAAAUAACUGAAUUCAAAUUCACUAUAUUUGAUACUAGACUAAAAAGCCCGAGAGAAAUCAAUUAAACACCUAUUAGUCUUUUAUUUUUCACAAGAAACCACAAGAAAAAUAUAUUCUGCUUUAUAGGCUUGUAAAAGCUUCAGCAGUUCUUGGAUCAAUAAGGCCACUUACGAUUCUGAAACCCAGCCAAAGAUUCACAAUGGAACAUUAUCACAACAAACAUUUCCAGCUUCACUGACAGAACAGAUAGCUAUUUCCAUUUCAAAGAAAUUUAUCUGUUAAUCAAUGGUGGGCAAACAGAUACAGGGCAUUAUGUUCUACCCUCAGAAGCAAAGUUUUAAAAAACACAGCUAGGUUUGCGAGUCCAACUAAUUAAUGUUCCAAAAUCACGACAGCAGAGUACAUUUUGAAUUUUUAAAAUACAUUUGGUGCUUACUUUUUCAUUGAAGCAUGUAACGUGAACAAUUUCAAUGCUGGUCAAAGAAAGGAUUAACUUAUCUUUGCAGCACCAAACCUUAUGAUGAAAUAAAAACACAUCUACCUUACAGUACAGUCCUAAUAGUGUCUUUUGAAGGUAUGUAAGCAUUUCAUACAUCUUUCAUAAUGUUCCUGUCUCCUCAGCAGGCUUUUCAUUUUCGUCACAACCUCUUAAGCCUUCCAACACUCAGCAUCACCAGACCAAAAUGGGAAUGCAGUUUUCAUUCCUCACAUAAAAUGUGAAAUCAGACCUCAGGUACAGUACUGUGUUAUACACUAUGCAUUGCAGGCUCAAAAAUAUGGCAGAGGAAAACGAUGUAGGGUCAGAAAUGUACAGGAAAAUUGAACUUCCUGUCAGGAAAAAAAGUCAAAGUAUGAUCACCAUGCAUUGAAAUACUUCUGCACACCAACUAAUUCAGUCAUUGUAUUGAAAGAUGUAGAGCGUACCUUUGUAUGUUUUUCCUUUACAACAUUGCAGUUCUAAAUUUAUGCAUCUGAAAUAUCACACAGAAUUCUGUGCUGCCAUUCACAGACUCCAAUCUGCUGAGUUCCUAUAGCUUGGGUGAAACCAAAAAAUCUGUUGAUUUGCUGUUCUCAUCUUUGCAACUUUACUUCUAAACUAUUAACUACUCACCUUACUUUGGGGUAUUUAUCUGCUCCAUUUGGAACAAACACCUAAGGGAAUUUAUAAAAGAAAAUGUUUGUAUAUUAUGCUUUUGUAACCAAAUAUUUUAAUGUUUAUGGAUUUUGCAGAUUAUACUACCUUGAAUAAAUUUUUUGCACUUUU